Aegilops tauschii subsp. strangulata is the source of this 1012-nucleotide messenger RNA. RefSeq names its product probable thiol methyltransferase 2. Gene Ontology annotation, molecular function: S-adenosylmethionine-dependent methyltransferase activity. Lineage: Eukaryota; Viridiplantae; Streptophyta; Magnoliopsida; Poales; Poaceae. The record is from RefSeq and is a predicted model, not a curated record.
CUGGAGGGGUAGAGCGGCAGUAUUUAUACGGUGUAUGUCUGGAGUUGUUUUGAAGCUAGAAAAACAGUCGGCUCUGUCUGUACACCUGUUAUUAUUACUGUAGCCAGUUUCAGUUAAGGUAGAAUGGCGUGGACGGCCGUGGCGGACGCGAACGCCGGGGGAUUCGGGGUCGGGGCCGCCGGAGUGGGGCAGGUCCUCGACGGCUCCAACCCGGCCAUCGUCCGGCUCCGGCAGCUCGUCGACGGGCCCCAGUCCUCAGAGGGGUGGAGGCGGUGCUGGGAGCAGGGCGUGACGCCGUGGGACCUGGGCGAGCCCACGCCGGCCGUCGUCAAGCUGGUGCAGUCCGGCACCCUCCCCGCCGGCAACGUGCUCGUCCCGGGAUGCGGCGGGGGGUACGACGCGGUGGCCCUGUCCGGCGGCGGCCGCUCCGUGGUGGGUCUCGACGUCUGCGACGCCGUCAUCCAGAGGGCCAGGCAGCGCUCGUCGGACGUGGCCUUCGUCUGCGCCGACUUCUUCACCUGGUCACCACCGGAGCCGUUCCAUCUCAUCUUCGACUACACAUUCUUCUGCGCCCUUGACCCGUCGCUGCGGCCAGCGUGGGCGGCGAGGAUGGAGGAGCUGCUGCGGCCGGACGGAGAGCUCAUCACCCUCAUGUACCUGCCUCAAGACCAGGACUCGGGGCCACCAUACAACACGACAGUGCACGACUACGAGGAGGUGCUGAACCCCCUGGGCUUCGUCAUCCAAUCCAUCGAGGACAAUGACGUGGCGGUCGAGCCACGCAAGGGGCUGGAGAAGAUAGCAAGGUGGAAGAAGACGGCAGCUGGAGCCGAAACGUCGACAUCAGACGUGCCCUCUGAUAAUCUCUAGUUUCCUUUAAAGAUUAAUUUUAAGGUUUUUUCUUUCCCUUAAAAGGUUACAGUGGAGAGGCAUGUCAUGACACAACACUUCUUAUUAUAGUUACUUAUAAGGUCAAUGUAUGGUUAUCAUGUUAAUGGCACAUUUUAAACAA